AUGGCGAUGCCAGAAGGUAUUGUCGAUGGUCUUCUCUCCCAGCUGGCUGAUGACAUCGAGACGGGUGAGCAGAUGGAGGCCUUAGGACGAGCUCUUGGAUUAAAACCCGCGGCUAUCAAUAGAUACACAGAGACCAAUAGGAUAGAAGGACGGGUGACGUGUAAGGGAACACGUGACAUGCUGUUUAAAUGGAGGCAGACCGUGGUGCCUUGCAACCAGCAUAUCAGACUGAAACAAGCUCUCAUUGACGCUGAGCUGGUCAUGCUUGCCGAAAUAUAUCUCAAGGGGACACCAAGCAUUAGAGAUAUCUUGAGUGAGAAGAUCUCGGAGUCCUUGACUGUUCAGCAAUGUCGCGAAAAGUUGAAAAACAGGUACCUAAAUGAAUUGUGCAAAAUUCAAAUGAAGCCCUGGGAUCAGAAUGACUAUGCUAAUUUCGAAGAUAUGCACACAGUGGUCACAAUGGUGAAAAGGGACAAUCGUGGACAAAACAUGAACAUGAAGGAAAUACUCCAGGUUUCUGUAUCUGACAUAUUUUCAACGAUAGUAAAUGGAACACUGCCAGCUCGAAUCCUCAUUUCGGCCCCGGCUGGACGAGGGAAGACCACAGCUGUUGCUAAGAUUGCCUACGACUGGGUUCAUAGAGAAAGAGGGUCAGCAUUAGAACACCAGCUGCCACUUCUGUUCGCUGUGAAAUUCCGAAACACAGAUCAACUUACAUCGAUCGGAGAGGCCAUCAAAUCCCAGCUUUUGAGUGAUGUCGCUGAUCUUACACCAGAGGGUCUGGAGAGUUUCAUCAGAAAGAAUCAGGGAAUCUGUCACAUCAUACUAGACGGGCUAGAUGAGUAUGCCGGUCUUCCUUCUACAAAUCGAAGCUCAAUCAGCAACAUUGUCAAAGUCAUCCGCUGGGAAGAAUUUCCAGAGUGUCGAGUCCUUGUAACAACACGCCCUCACCUAGAGAACUUCUUCAAUCAAGCGGAAAUGCCAAGGGUAUACACAAAGAUGUGGAUCGAAGGAUUCUCUCGAGAGAGCUCUCGAGAUUACAUCGACAAAUUCUUUGCUUCGAGUUCGAAUCCUCAUAGUGGAGAUGGUCUGAAGGUUUACAUUGAUAUCCAACCACUUAUUGAUGAACUUGUUAAAACACCUUUGUUUUGUCUCAUGGUCUGUCACUUGUGGAGUAUGGGCCUACUUGAUAGUGGUACUACUACUCAAACAGAAUUGCUGGACAGCGUGAAUGUUUUUCUAAUGCAGUAUACAAACGCCCGAUCCGAGUCGAGAGUGCAAAUCACUCCCAAAAUGUUAGGGAAAAUAAUUCUUCAACUAGGCAAAGUUGCUCUAACUGGUCUGCUCGACGAUGCUAAACAACUAGUCUUCACGCCUCAUGAUUUCCGAAGGGUUCCCGCAGUACUUGAUACGGCGUGUGAACUUGGGAUAGUAUCCAAGACGACUGUUUCAUCAACAUGCCUUCCUCAGUGCAACGAGACCACUUUCACUACGAUUGAGUUUUAUCACACAAUCGCACAAGAACACUCUGCUGGAAAAUUCCUCGCUGAUCAAACGUACCAUUUUCUGUUACAUUUAAAGAUUUCUAAGUUAGAUAGAGUACUACGCAAGAUCAAAGCAAAGAUUGGUGACUACGAGAAUCUCAUCCGAUUCGCCGCUGGCGCGGACAACAACCUCUGUAUACGAAUAAUGGAGAUGCUCCUUACAAACAGCUAUUUGGAUGAGAGCGAACGGUAUCGCAUUCUCCUUGACUGUUCAUCAGAGACCAGGAGUACAGAAGGCAAGGUUUCUUCGUUGGUUCAAAGAUGUGUGAAUGCAGAGAGUAUUGUUCUAAAGUCACCGACUGUCUACACCGUCGUUGGGGUGCAAAAUCUUCCAGAGCAACUUAAACGUGAGCUUCCAUCCGUCACAGAGCUAUCAGCCAAGAUAGUGACGUCACAAUGCUAUAAAAGUUUGCUCAGCUCGUUACCUGACGUGGUAGAGAUCGAUAUCAUCACCGAUGAUGUUGAGACAGACAUACCUCAGAUUGUGACUGGUCUCAAUUGGACCGGAGGACAGCAGCUGACACGCAUUAACCUUGCAGCACCGCCAGCACUCCCAUCAGAGAAGAACUGUGUAUCGAGAGGGACGAUAAUAGGACUCGGUCUUCUGGUCAGAAAAAAAACCAAGAACCUCAAGUGGCUAAGUCUGAACAGAGUGAAGGUCACAGACGAGGAGGACUUGGUUUACCUCAUCGAGUGCUGCAGACAUGUGAAGGCGAUGUCAGAUGUGUGGUAUGUUCUUGUUGAACUCGUUUAA
This is a messenger RNA of Strongylocentrotus purpuratus (purple sea urchin), 2298 nucleotides long. RefSeq lists its product as uncharacterized. The record is from RefSeq and is a predicted model, not a curated record. The transcript has 3 exons. The coding region runs from base 1 to 2298 and encodes 765 amino acids. Lineage: Eukaryota; Metazoa; Echinodermata; Echinoidea; Camarodonta; Strongylocentrotidae.